Gongylonema pulchrum is the source of this 1086-nucleotide messenger RNA. NCBI's taxonomy places the organism in Eukaryota, Metazoa, Nematoda, Chromadorea, Rhabditida, Gongylonematidae. The record is from the annotation of a GenBank genome assembly.
AUGCUAAACGAGGAGGAGGAGGAAGCGAAAGUCCACACACUUUGUAAUGUUGAGGCCGAGAGUCAAGGCAAAUUCUUGUCCUGCGAUCAAUCGCUUCUGUAUUUUGGAUUUGUUGCGCUCAAUUGUCGUGUAAAUCGUACGAUAAGGUUGAGAAAUAUCAGCUCAAAAUCGCUGAAUCUCAAACUUCAUCUCGAAAGCAUUGAUAAAGGAUACGAGUUGUUGGAGCAUGGAAUCGUUGUUUUGAAGCCUCGAGAGACGUACAUGCUUCACGUUGUUUUUGAACCCAAACUCUGUGCUUUUUUUCGAAAUGUUCUGCAAAUCAGUGUACUUAAUGCUGAAUGUAUCAAAUAUUCGGUUCCACUACAUGGAAGCGGUGGAGUUGCAGCAUUACGUAUUUUGGCUCAGCCCGAGCUACAGAUGCUGCGUGAUGGAUCAUUUGUUCUGACCACACAAGGAGUUACAAAUAUCAAUGCAUUUGUACGCCUUAUUGUUCUCGAUAAAGAAACGAAGAAACCGGUAAAAGGAUCUGUUGUUACACCAUCGGAUUGUGUUUGCAUACUACGUCGUGGUACCCAGAAAUUUAGCGUUGGAAUUCCGUCUGCUCGUGAAGACGAGAAUACUGCAAACUCAAAUCAAACAUUUGCAACUUCUCAGAUGCGGGCAUCAGUGGCUGGAAGCAUACAAUUCUACGUGCAGCUGCUAUGGGGCGAGGAGGCGCAACGCCGUCAUUUGAAAAGAUUAAGUAGAAAUUUUUUCAGGUAUGAGAAUGAGAUGCGCGAAAAUUGGACGUUUUACGGUUACGAAUUCACGAAGUGUCGUUUUCUGAACGAAGAAAAGUGUAAAGCAUCGGCCUCGGAAAAUUCAUCGCCCGGUUUGCACGAUCGUGAAGCUUUCGAAUUGGGUCUCAGAAUCACCUUGAUCUCAGUGAUUGAUAACAGAUUCUCCGUACUGUCUCGUACGCAGCAAGAGCGAAUGCUUGCCGAAAGUGUUAUCCUGGAGCCCGAUGCUACACUUGCACCAACCAGUCAUAACAGAAGCAUUAUUGAAGAUAUUUCCACAGUUUUCCCCUCCAGCCGUUUACUGUAA